Panicum virgatum (switchgrass) is the source of this 1295-nucleotide messenger RNA. Its product is annotated as aquaporin NIP1-1-like. Gene Ontology annotation, cellular component: membrane. The record is from RefSeq and is a predicted model, not a curated record. The coding region runs from base 143 to 985 and encodes 280 amino acids. Gene Ontology annotation, molecular function: channel activity. Lineage: Eukaryota; Viridiplantae; Streptophyta; Magnoliopsida; Poales; Poaceae. Gene Ontology annotation, biological process: transmembrane transport. The transcript has 4 exons.
UCGGCCAACCCCCAUCGCCCGCUGCUCUCCUCCUCUUCGUCCUCCUCGUCUGUUCACUCCGGCCGGGCUCUGUCCUCGAUCCUGCGCCCAUCUCCAUCUGAAUCCCAGCUAGCGUGCCACCAGAGGAGAGGAGAGGAGGGAGAUGGCCGGAGGCGGUGACAGCUCCCAGACGAACGGAGCUCGCGACCAGAGGGCCAUGGAGGAGGGGAGGAAGGACGAGUUCGCCGGCGAUCGGGGCUGCGGCGCCGCCAUCUCCAUUCCCUUCGUUCAGAAGAUCAUCGCGGAGAUCUUCGGCACCUACUUCCUCAUCUUCGCGGGGUGCGGCGCGGUGACCAUCAACGCGAGCAAGAACGGCGCCAUCACGUUCCCGGGGGUGGCCAUCGUGUGGGGGCUGGCGGUCAUGGUGAUGGUGUACGCCGUCGGCCACAUCUCCGGCGCGCACUUCAACCCCGCCGUCACCUUCGCCUUCGCCACCUGCGGCCGCUUCCCGUGGCGGCAGCUGCCGGCGUACGUGCUGGCGCAGAUGCUCGGCUCCACGCUUGCCGCCGGCACGCUGCGCCUCAUGUUCGGCGGCCGCCACGAGCACUUCCCCGGGACGCUCCCCACCGGCUCCGACGUGCAGUCGCUCGUCAUCGAGAUCAUCACCACCUUCUACCUCAUGUUCGUCAUCUCCGGCGUCGCCACCGACAACAGAGCCAUCGGGGAGCUGGCAGGGCUGGCCGUGGGCGCAACCAUCCUGCUCAACGUGCUCAUUGCCGGGCCCGUGUCCGGCGCGUCGAUGAACCCGGCUCGUAGCGUGGGCCCCGCGCUGGUGAGCGGGCAGUACCGGUCCAUCUGGGUGUACCUGGUGGGCCCGGUGGUGGGGGCCGUGGCGGGGGCCUGGGCCUACAACCUGAUCCGCUUCACCAACAAGCCCCUCCGCGAGAUCACCAAGAGCACCUCCUUCCUCAGGAGCAUGAGCAGGAUGAACUCCACCGCCGUCUGAUCCGCCACCUCCUAAUCGUAUUCAUCUCAACCGCGACCCCACCAGCCAGAGCUGAUGUGGCACGUGGGGCCUGGGGGUAUUUCAGUAAUCUAUCCACCUGUGAGAGUGUAUAUGCUGCUAUAUAUGUGAGUGUGUGACAGUGUGUGUGGAGGACAUGGGGAAUGAAGGGUUGAUCAGAAUCAGGUGGUGACUGUUGUUAGCUGAUGUGGCAGUGGUGUCCAUGUACGCCUGUUUCGAUAACUCGAAUUAAUCAUCAGUGUUGGUGAGACAUGUCAUCAUCCCCCAUGCUUAACUUUACUGUUCAUGGACC